UCCUGCACGGAGACGCUCGUGAUACCUCUUCCUCUCGCUUCGUUCGUGUCUCCGGCACACAGUGCAUCCUGGUGAUCACCAGGCGAGUUCCGAAAACGAACCCUUAAAAUUGGCUUAUUCCAUACCGACAAACCUGGCGCGCUCAUAUAAUGCGGUAAAUCGCGCAAAGCAAGUCAAUGCUAACGAGAGACAGUGGAAGGUUCAAACGUGUAAGAACGUAAGAAUGUAAUAAUUUCGAAGAAAUUGAAGAUUGUGCAGUAACUUUUGGUGGAGGGCGGUCCACAAUGUUGGUACCGCCUGAUAUGAUUUCGUCCCAUUCGAGGAUGGUCUAUCAGUUUAACAAAUACUUCAGCGAACGGGUGAUGACCCGAAAAAGUCAGGUGGCAAAGACGAUUCAAGAGGUGUGCCGAGUAGUGCAGGACGUUCUGAAGGAAGUGGAGGUGCAGGAGCCGAGGUUUAUCUCGUCCUUGACGGACUACAACGGCCGAUUCGACGGUCUCGAUGUGAUCUCGCCGACGGAGUUCGAGAUUGUCAUCUACCUGAAUCAAAUGGGCGUGCUAAACUUCGUGGACGAUGGCACCCUGCCGGGUUGCGCCGUUCUGAAACUCAGCGACGGCCGCAAGAGAUCCAUGUCUCUCUGGGUCGAGUUUAUUACCGCGUCUGGUUACCUGUCAGCUAGAAAGAUACGUUCGAGGUUUCAGACUUUAGUAGCGCAAGCCUGCGACAAAUGUACGUAUCGGGAUUCGGUAAAAAUGAUUGCCGAUACUACCGAAGUGAAACUACGGAUACGAGAGCGAUACGUGGUACAAAUCACACCAGCCUUCAAAUGUCCCGGACUCUGGCCCAGAUCGGCUUCCCAUUGGCCGAUCGCGCACAUACCCUGGCCACAUCCGAACAUCGUUGCCGAGGUGAAAACGGAAGGUUUUGAUAUGCUUUCAAAAGAGUGCAUAGGUCUGCAGGGCAAACAGUCCGCUAUGGAGGGCGACGCUUGGGCGUUGUCUUUCAUCGACGCGGAGAAUCGAUUAUUGCAAGGCGCGUGCAGAAAGCGUUGUCUCAGUAUAUUAAAGACACUGAGAGACCGGCAUCUUGAUCUGCCGGGUAAUCCGGUCACUAGUUAUCACAUGAAGACUCUGCUGCUUUACGAGUGUGAGAAACAUCCCCAUGAGGCCGAGUGGGAUGAAGGUUGCCUGGCUGAGCGAAUAAACGGCAUUUUUCUGCAGCUGAUUUCUUGUCUGCAGUGCCGCAGGUGCCCACAUUACUUCCUACCGAAUCUCGAUCUCUUCAAAGGAAAAUCGCCCAGCGGUCUGGAGAACGCGGCUAAACAAGUAUGGAGACUCACCAGAGAGUUGCUAACCAACAGUCGCGCGCUCGAGAAACUGUAGUUGCCAACGAUCUGACUGAUUAUCGUACAACUUUUGUAAACUGAUCUCGCAAUUUUAUUCUACGUUCCUGUACUUGCUGAUUUCAUUGCUGACUUCAAGUCAGCGCGGAUAAGAUGUAUCUACGUAAUGUUAUGCGGAGAGACUGUGGAAGAAACAUCAUUAACUCUAAAAAAAAGUGAUGUGAAAGAACAUAUGUUUAAGAAAACAUAUUUCUCUUGAAAUUUGUUAUCUUCAAUGUAUUACCGAAAUAUCGGGAAAAAUUUAGCCAUGAAAACUGGCCUGAAGUUUCCUGAAUUUCGCAGAAUCCUAGAAUGUUUUUUUUCAACGUCCCAAAAAAUGUUUGUGCGUGUAUUUGGAGAAGCAAGUCUGGCAAGAAUAUUUGCGCGUGUAUGUGAUGUUUGGUGAUUGCUCGCAGACGAUCGAAUUAGUGCCAUAAAAAACUUUGACAUCAGAGACAGGUUUCGUUUCUACUGUCGAUGCGAAAUAUUUUGUUAAUUAUAGAUAGUCGCAGAGAAAAUUAUCACUCACAACAGAUGAUUCGUUAUAACGACCGAUUGCAUCAUCGUGCUAAUAUGUGAGUGCAUAAUAACCUUUAACCGGUGUUGAAUUUAAAAGAAUACGAGUUUCGAAUAAGAAAACCUAUCUCUAUUAACUUUUUUUUUUUUAAUUAUUUCUAAACACGAUGGCUUCGUACAAUAACUCGCGACACUUGUAACUUUUUUACAAAUUUUCACAUAUGAGAUUGCAAGAACUGCCAACUUAGCGUCUUUACAGAAUUAACGUAAUUGCUCACACACGUAUAGUUAUACUCAAUCAAUGUUUAACGUUUUCUGCAGAAUUUUUCUGCGUAUCGAUUAUUAGGAUUAACACGAAUCUUGCAGUUUUACAACCGAAGUGAUCGGUUAAAGGUUAAUCGUUUGUUUCUCUCUUUUAUUAAUUUCCUCCGCGCCUACGUCUAUGUAAAUAAAACUUUGGAAGAUAUUUAUUGAACUGUAACGAGAAAAAUGUGAAAUACAAUGCUAUUUAUAUG
Messenger RNA from Pseudomyrmex gracilis, 2412 nucleotides. Its product is annotated as protein mab-21. The coding region runs from base 285 to 1382 and encodes 365 amino acids. NCBI's taxonomy places the organism in Eukaryota, Metazoa, Arthropoda, Insecta, Hymenoptera, Formicidae. The transcript has a single exon. The record is from RefSeq and is a predicted model, not a curated record.